AUGGCCGAGAGCGGGGAUGGGAACAUCAAGGUUGUCGUUCGAUGUAGGCCACUCAACUCCCGAGAACUGGCUCGCGGCGCAAAGCCACUCAUCCGCAUGCAGGGAAACCAGACGAUUCUGGACCCUCCAGAGCAGGGCUCGACACAGGACUCGAAACGCGCGACGGAGAGAAAGACAAUGGCAUUUAGUUUUGAUAAGAGUUAUUGGUCUGCGGGCCCAAGGGAUGAGCCCGGUUAUUGCUCACAGCAGACGUUGUACGAUGAUUUAGGAAAGGAAUUGUUGGACCAUGGCUUUUCGGGUUUUAAUGCUUGUAUCCUUGCUUAUGGGCAAACUGGAUCGGGGAAAUCUUAUAGUAUGAUGGGAUAUGGUGCAGACAAGGGUAUUAUCCCCCUGACCUGCUCAGAACUUUUUGACCGUGUCAAGGACAAGUCGGCCCGGGACCCGAAUAUGAGCUUUACCGUUGAGGUCUCAUACAUUGAGAUUUACAACGAGAAAGUGCGGGACCUUUUGAAUCCCAAGAACACAGGAAAUCUCAGGGUUCGCGAACACCCAAGCCUGGGACCUUAUGUUGAGGAUCUUUCCAAGUUGGUUGUGAGCGGGUAUGAAGAGAUGAUGACCCUCAUGGACGAAGGAAACAAGGCGAGAACGGUUGCGGCUACGAAUAUGAACGAAACGUCAUCGCGUUCACAUGCCGUCUUCACUCUUCUUUUGACGAUGAAAAGACAUGAUGUAGACACGAAUAUGGACACUGAGAAAGUGUCGAGGAUUAGUUUGGUCGACUUGGCUGGAUCAGAACGGGCCAACUCCACUGGCGCUACCGGCCAGAGAUUAAAAGAGGGGGCGAACAUUAAUAAAUCACUCACGACACUCGGAAAGGUCAUUUCGUCACUGGCUGUGGCGAGUCAAUCAGAUGGAAAGAAAGGAAAGAAGGGAAAGGCGGAAGAGUUCGUUCCUUAUCGCGACUCUGUCCUUACCUGGCUGUUGAAGGAUAGUUUGGGUGGCAAUUCGAAGACCGCGAUGAUAGCUGCGAUCUCUCCUGCUGAUUACGAGGAAACCCUAAGCACACUACGUUAUGCCGAUCAGGCAAAGAAGAUCAAGAACAAGGCAGUGGUGAACGAGGAUCCUAAUGCGAAGCUUGUGCGCGAGCUCAAAGAGGAAUUGGAGACGUUACGAGCUCGCGUUGCUGGUGCUGCUACUGAAGAAACCUACGAUCCCCAUGUGCCGCCAGAGAAACAGAAGGUCACGUAUAAGACCAAGGAUGGCCGCAUCAAGACGGUCACCAAGGCUGAGCUCCAAGAUCAGAUGGAGGCGAGCGAGAAACUUAUGCAGAGCCUGAACGAAACUUGGGAAGAGAAGCUGGAGAGGACUCAGGAGGUUCAGAAGGAACGGGAGAGGGCAUUGGAGGAACUGGGCAUUACGGUGGAAAAGAAUCUCGUCGGUGUUCAUACGCCAAAGAAGAUGCCACAUCUCGUUAAUUUGAAUGAGGAUCCUCUCAUGAGCGAGUGCUUGAUCUACCAGAUCAAACCUGGGAAGACCAUCGUUGGUCGUCUGGAUAGCGAACAACCGGCCUCGAUCAGGCUGAGCGGAGAAAAUAUUCUUGAGGAGCAUUGUUACUUAGAAAACACAGAUGGAAAAGUUGUAAUACAGAGUAUGCCAGAUAGCGUAACGUUCUUGAACGGAAAACAAAUAUCUCCAGGAACACCACACAGACUUCGUUCUGGUUUUCGCAUCAUUCUCGGCGACCAUCAUGUUUUCAGAUUUAACAACCCGGAAGAGGUGCGCAAGCAACGUGACCGGGCCACCAUGAAAUCAAAUAUGCACCUCAGUCUCUCUGCCGCUGAGAUAGAGGCGAUGAGCGAAAGCUCUCCUCGACCUGACUCCCCUACGUCUUCCACAGAUGAGUUGGCAGACGUGGACUGGAACUUUGCCAAACGUGAAGCUGCCUUGGCUCGAUUAGGUUUAGAUCCAACGCUAGACAACCUCCCAGACGAAGAUUUGAACAAGUUGUACGAGAAGAUCACAAAAGUGAAGACAUUGCGAGACCAUAACUCAAAGUCACGGCCAGAAAGCAGCCUCAGCCAAGCAGAUGAUGUCUGGAGUGAAGCUGGUCGGCCGUUGCCCAGUGAGGCAGCCACGGAUGACACGAGCAUAGACGCUGGACCAAGUUGGGGGAGUCCUGUGGCUGAUGAUUCCCUCAAAGAUGUUCAACAACAACUGGAGAGCCGGCUUCAAGAAAUCACGGACUCUUCGACUGAGGCGGAGGACUUGAAGGUGGAGAAAGACCAUAUGGAACAUCAACUCCGACUCGUCCGUGCGCAGAUGAGACGACUUGUUGAUGCAAGAGCUCGAGGUGAAAAUGACGUGGAGGGGAUAGAAUUUGAGCCAGUUAUCUAUUCUGCUCGGCAGCUCAGAUUGAUCCGAAAGGUUCUUGAUCGAUGGAGAGCACAUCGAUCUUUCUCUAUGGCAGAACUAAUAUUGACAAACGCAGUCAUAAUGAAAGAGGCCAACGUUAUUAGCAAGGAACUUGGAAAGCAAAUAUCAUACAACUUCACAGUAGCCUCCGGCGGUUCUCUCGCCGCCCCAACUUCCGCUGUCGACACCAUUGCGGGCCUGGACGAAUUUGGUGACGUCGCAGACCCCAUCCUUGCCUCUGCUACCCAGCCAUCAGUCGCAGUCAAAGUGCUUGACAAACGACACAAUGCCAUCUACGCAUGGUCCCUUGAUCGAAUGCAACAGCAACUUCAGCGUAUGAGGAACCUCACAACCUAUAUCGACCGCCCCUCAUACACACAACACUUCUCAUCCGACGAACCAUUCUUUGAUUCCCCACCUCCGGAGUACUCCUUUAUUGGAAAUGCCCUACUUUCACUUGCUCCACUUUCCCGAAGAUUAUCAUCAACGUCAACGGUCCCGAUCUUCUGUCGAUACACAGCAGAAGCCAUUGGCUCAUGUCGAGUUGACAUCAAAGUUGUGAAUGUUGUUCUUUCGGCCAAAUAUUUAAACGGAUCUUCUUCCUCCACUCGCUCCUCCUCCCCAGUUCCGGGACAUGUCCCUCCUGGAACCAAAUUGAGCUUCUUUUUGACUGUUGACUCCAUCAAGGGGCUCUCGUCGCAUGAUUUCUCCGGAGUCCAUCUCCAAGUCCGUCUUUCCUCUUUUGUUGGCCCAAGUCUUUCAGCAGAAGAGGUAUUUCCGUCGGUUGCGCUCAACAUCGACUCGUCAUCACUAUCAGAGUUGAAGUUCCGAAGAAGCUUCUCCAUCGUAACCACUUCUAAGGUUCUGAAUCACUUGCGGCAGGGCUAUGCUCCGAUUGAGUUCUUUGCUGCACUCAAGCCCACAUAUCUGGAGCGCAUGGAGCGAUGGGACGAAAUGCGUGAGCAAAAGCAAUACCGGCCUAAUCCAAGCCCUUCUACAGAAUCUAGGCCAGCAACACUUCCACCUAUGCGACGCUCUGAAACCGAUUUUGUUGUAGAGCAAGUUCAUGACGUCGUUGCAUGGCUUCAAGUCUGUGAACUUGGUCCAGACGGCUCUUACAUGCCAGUUCCUGUGAUAUCACAAGGCAGCCUUGAUCCCGGUGUUUUUUCGCUUCAUCAAGGACUACAGCGGCGUAUCAUUGUUUCUCUGUCAUCUAAUUCUGGUUUACAACUUCCAUGGCUUGAGUUCACAAAAGUGCGGAUCGGAAAUGUUCGACUACUUGACCCUAAAGGGCGCAUUCACGAUUCGACAUCGAAAGCGCUGGUAACUAUGCCCCUUCUGAAAGACCAGACGGUUGACUUUAAACCAGACGGAACAGGCACCUUGUCCGCUGAGGCACUGUGGGACUCCAGCGUUCAUGACUCUGUUUUACUCAAUCGCGUCACAGCAUCAAACCAGCGUAUUCUUGUCCAACUUACUUGGGCUGUCGCAGUGGAAACAUGCAGCGAUCCGAUGCAGUUCAGUAUGGAUGUUGCCAUUGCCAUGCAAACUCGAGAUGCCAGUCCACCGUCUAAACUUCUCACCUUCUUUGGCUCCAACAAGAUCUUGUCCAAAACUAGCAACCUUUUCACAGUGCGGUUGUCGCCUCCUCUCACUCGGUCUGCUAAAGAUCUUUGGCGACUUGAUACCUCAGAGAAGUAUGUGAGGGGUGAGGAGACUUUGGGCGCUUGGAAACCUCGAGGCAUUUCAGUCGUUGAAGAUUACACACGACUAAUCAUGACAGAACGGCGGGCAGCCGACGUUCAAGCAAUCCGCGUCAUCCUCACAAAUUCGCCUCCGAAACCUGUGCAAGCCGAUACUUUGGCUUGGCGUGCAGAUGAUCUUUUGCAGAAAUCCCUUGCUCUGUGGCAGAAACAAUUUGGGCAUCAGGGAAAGAUCGUACUCAGCCAGGAGCCUAGUGACCACGAAGAGAACGGGACUUCGAGUAAACCACUUGACCAAAUAGAUGGAUUAAAGUUUAUCUCUGAGACGAAACUUAUACCUCGGAGCGAUGGUGCUACCAAGAAGGGACAUCUGAUGAUUCUCACUGAUGCCAGCCAGAACAUUUGGGAAAGGAGAUGGUUCGUCCUGAAUAGACCCUAUCUUCAUGUUUACGCCCAUUCCAAUGAAGCCGAGGAGACUGGCAUAAUCAGUCUGACGGGUGUGAACGUGGAGAGCGAUCCUCAUAAAGAAUUGUUGCUAGGCAAACCUCACUCGUUCACUCUUUUCACUGCUUCAAACUCUCACGCUCUUGCGGCUCCUAAUGUAAAGGAGCUCCAAUCAUGGAUAAUGAAACUAGAUCCAACUCGCCUACCAUCAUAG
This is a messenger RNA of Laccaria bicolor S238N-H82, 4773 nucleotides long. RefSeq names its product kinesin-like protein. Gene Ontology annotation, cellular component: kinesin complex; microtubule. The record is from RefSeq and is a predicted model, not a curated record. The transcript has 23 exons. Gene Ontology annotation, biological process: microtubule-based movement; cytoskeleton-dependent intracellular transport. Bases 1 to 4773 code for a protein of 1590 amino acids. Gene Ontology annotation, molecular function: microtubule motor activity; ATP hydrolysis activity; ATP binding. NCBI's taxonomy places the organism in Eukaryota, Fungi, Basidiomycota, Agaricomycetes, Agaricales, Hydnangiaceae.